Haemonchus placei is the source of this 666-nucleotide messenger RNA. The record is from the annotation of a GenBank genome assembly. Lineage: Eukaryota; Metazoa; Nematoda; Chromadorea; Rhabditida; Trichostrongylidae.
AUGGUCUUUGUGGAACCCCAGUCUCUCCUUGAGAGGGCUGUGCUAACUCGUCCAAUACCAGAAAACGCACGAAAACUCGCUCAUCUUGUAGAGGUGACUGAACGGCGGAUAGAUGUCGGUGAUCACAGUGUUUUCUACCGGGAAGCAUUGCCUCCAGACAGUCAUUACACCAAAGCGGCCGUUGUGUUCCUUCAUGGACAAUCCUACUCGUCAUCGACGUGGACCGAUCGAGGGUCUCUAAGCACCUUUGCCGCUCUCGGUUACCAUUGUAUAGCACCAGAUUUGCCAGGAUCUGGUCAGGUAUGUUUUGAACCUAUAAAAUUUUAUAACUUUUUCAAGGUGAUGGUGGUAACAGCCUCCAUGGCAGCUCAGUACGUUCUACCCCUUCUCACCCAAGACAUUUUUGUUUGCGUUGUUGGCAUUGCACCUUCUAACACCCACGAGAUCACUCAGCCAUCGCUGUACCGUACUCCGAUUCUCGUCUUAUGGGGAGACCACGACACCUCCCUGGGACCUACAGCGGCAGCGAACCUACGAGUUCUGCCGAACGUUCGGCUUCAUAAAAUCCCUAACGCCGGUCAUGCCUGUUAUUUGAACAAUCAUCAAGCAUUCGAGGAAGUCUGUAUGAACUUCUUCGAUUUGAUACGAAAUUAUCACGCUUUGUAG